Molecule: messenger RNA, 3876 nt
Organism: Spodoptera litura
Lineage: Eukaryota; Metazoa; Arthropoda; Insecta; Lepidoptera; Noctuidae
Product: ras-like protein family member 10B
Molecular function (GO): GTPase activity; GTP binding
Source: RefSeq, a predicted model, not a curated record
GAGAGGGCGGUCGCGUCGCUCCUUGCAGAUUUUGCCGCCAAUUUUACGACAAUUGUCUGUAGCGUGUUUGAAUUCGGUGAAAAUUUUAAUGCAUUUAACUUAAACUUUAGACAGUUAAUUACUAAGUAGUUAAUAAGUAUGUCGGUGUAAAUAGUGGCUGUAAAAGAAAAUGUCGUAAUAAUAUAAGCAUAUUAUAUUAAAUACAUAAAUAAAUAGUGUCAGUGUUUGCGUGCUCAAUAAAACAUGAAAAUCGACUUAGCAAAUAGAAAACAAUGAUAAUUAAAAAAAAACGUUUUGAAGUGACAAAAAUAUCGAAUGAUGUUAAAGAUUAGAAAUGUUAGGGACGUGAGUGUUAUACUGUCAUGAAUAGGUUUGACAAUUCGUCGAAACAAGAUAAAAAUGACGACCAUGACACACGAGGGAACUGUACGAAGCAAAACAAAGUAUUGGAAUUGGACCUGGACUAUUUGGAGCGAGGUGGUGGGGGUACCCUGACGGUGGGCGGGGCUCCAAGCCUGGAGCCCAGUCCCGACAGCCUCGAUCUCGUCAAAGUGGUGCUGCUCGGAGCACCUGCUGUUGGGAAAACUAGUAUUAUACAGCAAUUCGUGUGGAGCGAUUUCUCGGAGGAGUACGUGCCAACCGACCGUAAACAUACCUUCUACCCUUCGGUGAUCAUCAACGAGCAUUUAUAUGAAGUCAAAAUUACGGACGUUCCAGUUAUACCGUACUUCCCAAUAAAUUCAUACUACGAGUGGGCUCACUACCGUUUUUAUGGGCUCAGAAGCGCUACAGCCUACAUCCUAGUCUUCGAUUUAUCUAACGUUGAAACUUUCCAGUACAUACGAACUUUGAGAGACCAAAUGGUGGAAAGUCGGGACAUGAGAAAUGUACCAGUGUUAGUGGUCGGCAAUAAACAGGACCUACUGUGUAGUAACACUCCGUCAGCAGCGAGUGGACUUCAGCAACUUGCGAUAGCUGAGAGCGCAUGUGGAGAUUCAAGAGAGAAGAGAAGAAAUAUCGUAAACUUAGUUCGUAAGCACUGGAAGUGUGGCUACGUGGAGUGUUCAGCUAAAUAUAAUUGGAGAGUUAUAGCUGUGUUCAAAGAGCUCAUGGAAAUGAUAGACGCUCUCGAGUGGAGUGGUGGAGGUAGAAGCUCGGAGCCACCGCCCGACUCCUCAGCCGGCGGGAGUACACAUGAGACUCGGUGCGUGAUUGCUUAGCACAGUUAAUUACUUUGACCCUUCCCUUGAUUAUUUUAAUAGAACCAUAAACAUGGGUCCUUAGAAGUCUUUACAAGAUUACUUUGACCCAUAAAUCUUUGUUUAUCUAAUCCAAUUUAAUUAAGUAAUGGAAGUUAUGUAAUUCAAACGGGGUGUUCGUCUAUUUUAAGGUUUUAUAAUUGACCGUUCACUGCUCGUCUGCAGGUUUUGCAGAUUCAUCAAUUGGGAAACUUGCACUUGAAAACUUUCGAUGGGCCUCGUUUGUGCAAAAUCCAAUCUAACCCUCGUAAAAUUGGUCCAUAAUUCAUGUAACUUCGAACCAAUUUGAAAGUUGGUCUUUUACUAAAAGUUAAUUCGUUUUAUAUAUUAUUAUCUAUUUUAGUCUGUUUCACCUUGACUUAAGGUGAAUGCGAUUUCAAAGAUUCUCUUAAACUAAAUAUAAACUAUUUUGGUUCUAUUGAAACAAUCAAGUCCACUUCAUGUCUAAACGCACACAUUUUAGAAAUAAUGAAUGCUGUUAAUAAUGCGAAUGUUUAAUGUUCAACGGUUGUAUGAGUAGUAAAUAUUGUUACAUAAUUUCGUAUUCCCAUCACAGUUAUUGGGUCAAUAACCAAUUCAGAUGACGCAAUUCAUGGAACUAUAGGACAAUUUAUUGUGGAAUAAUAAUCGUACAAACAUAAAUAAUGGAUUGAUCACACAUUGAUCCCUCUCAAACCAAUAAUGAAACCGUAAUAAUUCAUUGUAUUAGAGAAAAGCGGUUUCCACGAACGAUUUGUGCCAAAGCCAACCCCAAUUAUGACAUAUGAAAAGAAAUAUUAGACUUUUUUGGCUGAAUAUAGCUUUGGACACAAUCUAUUGCCGUUGUUUUAACGUUAUCAAUAUUUUUCUUCCUUGAAUUUACUUCGAAAAUUGUUGAUACUUCUUCAAGUAUAACAAUGAAAGGUUUUAUCCUAUAAAAUAACUUUUCUGCCAAAAGCCACAAUGACUUCAAUGAAUUUCAAUUUCCAACGCUUGUUGGUAUUAUUUAAAUUACUGAUUAAAUACCGGAGAAUUCAAUUUAUUUUGGGCUUUGUAGAAAGUGGUUUCGCAAAUGAUGUUAUAACAUGAAAUGAAUAUAAAAUGAAAUUGAUAUUGGUUGAACAGUUUAAACAAAAGCUCAAUUAUUUCUGGUGCCUGUGUAUCUCUGUUUAUUGAAAUGAGUUGAUAUUCGUUAUCGUUACUGCGAAUUUUGUUAAUUGUAUUCUGUUUAUAUUCUAUUUCAUCAAAAUAUCUAUAAUUUGAACCUUUAUGUUAACUCAUCUCUUCGUAGUAAGUGGAAAAAAUGCUUCAACUUCUACAAUAUGGUUGUCUAGAGCCCCAAAAUUUUCUUCAUAGUUCAUAUUUUUGUAAUCAAGUUUCAUGAUCCCACCGUAAUAAUACGCCCUUCUAACAAUAUGUAAGCUUUAAACUUAUUCGUGUAUUAAAUUUAUUUCAGGGUACUUUUACACUUUUCUACUAAGUCUUCGAUAUCUAGUUACUGUUUAGAGUCUCGGCAUACCUGAUAAGUUGUGAAUGUUGCGUGUACAAUUUUAUAGAUUAAAUAAUGUGUAACUGACUCAUUAAGAUCUGUAAACGAGAGAUUUUUAUCAUCAUUUCUAUCUUUAGUGUUACUUUCUUUUACUUCUUUAGCUAAUGUUUUAGAAUCAUUAGUUACUAUUUCAUUUCUAUCUUCUAUGAUAUUUUUAAAUGGUUUUGUAUUAUGUUCUUCAAUGAAUAGUAGUUAUCAUACACCGAAUUCUUCUAGUCCUAUAAUGACUCUGUGUUGUGCUUUUUAUGAAUGUGCUUCCUCUAUCUCAUGUUGUUUGUAAACAAUUUCUUUAUUAGCAUUAGGAAGAACCCUAACGUUGUAAAAUAAUAUAUUUACAAUUUGUUGCAUUUUAUAGUUAUUAGAAUAUUUUUUACAAUUUUUAUCGAGAUGUUUGAUAAACAAUAAAUUUGGGUGGAAAUGAGAAAUGUUAUCCAAGAUUUUGAGAAAAGAGAGAAAAUCUACUAAGAUAUUAAUUGUAUAAUGAAGAUGUAAGAAAUUGGGCGAAGCUAAUAUUUCUCAGUUUGACAUGGACUUAUAAAAUAUCAUUUUAAACAAUAAAUAUUGCAUAAAUUGCUGUGUGAACUUAGAAUUGAUAGGCAAUAGUUAUUUACUGUUAAAUAUUAUUGUAAUUAUAAUUACUAGAAAAGUGAGGAAUUAGGUAACACGUGAGUUAAAUAAUUGCCCAUUAAUGCAAUCGGUUAGGAUAUAAAUGUCAAAGUCACUGUCUCUUUGACACCUGUCUAAUUUGACAGUUAAACAUUUUGACACUUAUGAUGUUCGUUGGAGAAUAUUUAGAAUAUUUGGCGGGAAAAGAGAUUUCAAUUAAGUUAUGUCUUGUUACCUGUCCAAUUUUUUUUUAAAUUUAGAAUUAAAUUAUUGUUUUUUUUUAUGUGUACUAGAAGACGAAAAUUGUUAAUAGCAAUGAAGAAAAGUUUUGGUUUAAAACUAUUUUAUUUAAAACAUCUUAUGUUUUCAUUGUUUUUCAUAGAGGCCAAAAAUUUGUAUAUUAUUGCUGUGUGACUAGAAAAACAAAUGUAAGUAAGUUUUAGGUAUCGUUAUACAAAUGUUACACGGUGCAAUAAAAACGUU